AGGGAGCCCGACAAACCAAGAUGGCGACCUACGGCAAAGCAGGAAAGAGGUUUUACUUGGACUAAAACUCAUUCCGAGAGCAGUUUUUGUCGAACUUUCAUCGUGGAUAGGCUUCGUUUGGAUUUCACAAGAGGGGACUGAGUUGAUACUGGGUCUAAAUGGCUGCGAGGAGGUCUGGAUCAGAUGCGCAUAACAAUGGACCCACCUGCUACCUUGAUGAUGUUCCUUUCAAGUUAAACGACAAAUUCCGAUGUCCAGCUAAAGUGGGGUUACCCGUUGGUUUCUGUAUGCCAGAUUAUAAAGCUGUACUUGCAGACACAAAGUAUGACUUUACACUGGAGAGGCGUAGCAUUCGCUGGGGGAUGGAUCUUGCUGAUGCCAGAGCAGCAGCCGUCAGAGCAGAGGAAGCAGCAGCCAAGCAGGAGGCUGAGAGCAGGGAGUCGGUGUCUGGGGACAUUGAUGGAGGUGGAGGGAACAACCUUCGCUCUGCGGCAGAGGACCAGGACCUUCCACCACCAGCGCUGAACCCUGUCCUGGCAGGGCUGAGUCACAACGCCAUCCUCACUCCACUGCCUGCCCCCAGACUUGGCCCCAGAAUAUCCCAGGACAACACUCCACAGCCACAAAACCUCAAUCUAGCCGACUUUGAGCGGGAGGAAGACCCCUUUGACAAGCUAGAACUGAAAACCCUGGAUGAUAAGGAAGAGUUGAGAAACAUUCUACAGAGCCAACCUCAACCUCCACCUUCUGUAUCUCCACCUCAGCAGGGUUCAGUAUCUCGUGGAAACAGCCCGUCUCCACCCGGCACCAACACCAGCAUCUCAUCCAAACCAGGCUUUGCUCACAAACCAAACGGUUUGGUUGCACUGCUUGAUAUAGACAAAGUCGGACAUCCCGGAAGAGCGGGCUUAGAAACAGACGAUCGGCCUUGUAACAUCCGCUCUCUGACUUUCCCCAAACUCUCUGAUUCUGGCGAACCAGAGUCAAUAAAAAGCAGCCCUGCAUCUGAACCUAUUCCUUCUCCCCGACGGAACCUACCUAGGUUCCAUCCGCCAUCGUUACCAAAAACACAAGUUAUUAUUGCCCCUGAGCCUCCCAGCCACAUCAAGGGUGGAACACCGAAACCGACCAACCCUGGAACAGGAUCUACUGGUCUGCCAUGUGGGGGAGCUCUUCUCAGCAUGACGCCCAGUGAACGUCAGUGUGUGGAGACUCUGGUGGGAAUGGGUUACUCUUAUGAGGAAGUUCUACGGGCCAUGCAGAGACAAGGCCAGAAUGUGGAGCAGGUAUUGGACUAUCUGGAUGUUCAUGGCCGUCUCUGUGAGAGGGGCUUUGAUGCCAGUGCUGUGGAAGAGUGUUUAGAGAUGUACCACUGCUCAGAGGAAAAGGCCUUGCAGUAUCUUGAGCUCAUGUCCAGAUUUGGUGAAAUGGGGUUUGAGAGAGACGCCAUCAAAGAGGUUCUGUUGGUACACAACAACGAUCAGGACAAGGCUCUGGAGGAUCUGAUGGCGCGUGCCGCCGCAAGCUGAGCCAAGGCAGAGGGCAAGCCAGCGCUCUACCCUGGUCAUCUGUCACCGCUCCCAUCCUCGAGUCCUUUUCCCUCUGCCUACUUUAUCUCACUACUCCCUACCCUUUUGCCUUGGAUGUGGGAAGGACACCUGGGAGGCGAUUCCUGUCUGUGCUAAAACAUACCAUGCUGCAGCACUUCUGAAAACUGUGUGCCUAGAUUGGAUUGAGUUUACCUGUACCAAUACUAAAUGCUGAUUUCAGGUACCGCUGUGUUAUUGGAGUUUUUGAUGACUGAGCUGUCAUUUCGAUGCUACUCUUUGCUUCCUCCUGCUGCAAAAGCAAAUGGGGAGGAGUUAGUGGCAGGCUCUGUGCACAUCAUGGGGAGACUUGAGGGAACUUCAAGAAAACUCUUAAAUAACAAAGCUGCCAUCUUCCACUGCUUGUUGCAGGCGUCGCACAUGGUGAUGGGUGUGAAAAGGUCGAGAGAAGGCCCAGUUUGGAAUUAAACCAGCUCAACGUAAAAAAAAAAAAAAAAAAAAAAGGCACAAUUACCGUACAGAGCUGACUCUCAAGAAGUGCCCUCUGAGCUGUUGUGCCCUGGACCUAUAUCUGUUCUUUAUGCUUUCUUACAUUCAUGUCUUACUUGUUUCUGUUCAGUUUGGACAUCAAUUCUUGUCAGUUUAAAGGUUGCAUUUAUAUAAUUUCUGUUAUAGGAAUUUGAUUAUAGACCAUUAGUCAUAAAAACUCUGUUUGUGAAAGAGUGCCCUGCUGCGCUCCUCAGCCUUCACUGGGGAAAAAAAAAACCUUGAUACAGUGGGAAAUGUGGAAUCUUUUUUUCUAAAACAAGUACAGUAUAUCCAUUGCCCCAGUGUCACUCAUACAACAGGUUUCACCAUUCUAAUAUUUAAAAUUCUACACUGACACUUUGAGUUAAGAUUUAUGAAGAGUUUGGUGUGAUUAUGUAAGAUAUGUCAACGUACAAAUGUGACGUUUACAGACUGGAAAACAUGGAGGCAAAAAGAUGUGAGGGUUCUUUUUUUUUGCAGCCAAAUCAUAGUGCAAUAGAGACAUUUCAUUUGUUAUGACUGUUGACUUGCACUUUGAGCCUCCAAAAAUGUUGAAAGGAAUGGUCUGUAAAGCCUUACUGGAUAUGCGGUUGAAAGAAAAGUUUCUAUUUUAUUGAUUUCUGUCGUUUUCUUCCUUACUAUCAAACCAGAGGGAUGGAGAGUUGAUUUUCCUCUAAUGUAUUUGAACAUUUAUGUGGCGUCUAUUUUUUUGUUUUUAGUUACAUUUUUUUUUUCUGAUUGGAUGAUCAUCAAACAGGAGAAAAUAAUUUUUAUUGCUAAGUGUCAAUGGGCUUUUGAAACAAUAUUUUCUCAACUUGAGUAGCAGCAGGAAUGACUGAGAUUUACAUUUACAUGGUAUAGUUUAUUGAUAUGUGAGAUGUAUCAAGGCCAUCAUAAGCGAUUAAAACCUUAAAAUGAAGAAAAAUAGGUUCCCAAAACUGGCUCUGUGCCUCAGUGGGGCCCAGUAUAUCAUCCAUUGUUCAAAGGCAAGCACUCUAAUCUAUAUAAGGCAGCAGAUUCCCUCAAUAUGAGUCUAGUAAAAAGUAAAAAGGCUGUCGUAUCGCACAACAAAGGGUAGCACAUGUGUAUAACAUAAUCGAAUUGUUUUUAUUUAAAAAAGAUGAGCAACAGUUUUCUCAUAUUGUUGCUUAAUUUAACAUUAAUUUGUAUGAUAAACUUAACAUUUAUACUAAAAUAUGCACAUCAGUAAAAGAAGUGUUAAAAAAAAAUAUAGAUUUUAAUAUAUUGACUUAUUUAGGUGAAAAAGGCUUUCCGAACCAACCUGUCACUGUUAUAAAAGGAUUCAGCUGUAAAUAUCUAGAGUGGCUGGGUUUAGGUUCAUUAGCAAUACCCAGACCUUACUAUGGCCAUAUCUGUAGAAUCAGAGUCGUAUUAAUAGAAUACAUCAAAUGGAAGUAGGACCAAAGAGAACAAAAUUAGAACAAAUGUGAAACGUCAGCCUACAGUGAGAGUCCAUCUUUCAAAAAUGGCCGACACUGGAAAGACUAGCCUACCAAAACUAUUGUAAGAGGACUUCGAUGACUCAUUCAGGAAGUUUCCACCCAGCCCUCAAGAUCGGAUCUGAUGUACUUCAAGCCUCACCUGAUCACAGUUCCUAAUUCAGUAGUUUGAGAGACACUGACUCAGUGGCAGACAUCCAAGGCCAGAACCACUGCUGACAAAAAGAUCCUAAAGAAUUGUCUUACGUUCUCCUCUGCAAACACUAAGACCUGCAUAGUGGUGAUAGUUUCAUGAUACGUAGGACAGUUUAAGGAGGAAUUUCUUUUAACCUUUACCUAAAAAUCCUCCCAGAGAUUGCCUGACCCAUCAGUUUGUGACCAGAAGCCAAAGGGACACUUAGGUCAUGCAAGAUGAAAGAACAGCAAAUAGUGCGGCGCCCUUGUGGCCUAGUUAAAGCUCCAAUUUAAACAUGCUGUUGUGGCAUCAAGAAUCACCAGAGGUGACUGAACAUGAACAUUGAAUCAAACUUCCCCCACAGCAGUGUAAGAGACUCACUUUCAGUCAUUGCAAACACUAAAUUGAGUUGUUACUGCUUAAGGUGGUAAAAAAAAAAAGUAUAAAAU
Cyprinodon variegatus (sheepshead minnow) is the source of this 4159-nucleotide messenger RNA. It is a transcript of the gene ubap1, whose product is annotated as ubiquitin associated protein 1. Gene Ontology annotation, cellular component: ESCRT I complex. The record is from RefSeq and is a predicted model, not a curated record. The transcript has 7 exons. Gene Ontology annotation, molecular function: ubiquitin binding. NCBI's taxonomy places the organism in Eukaryota, Metazoa, Chordata, Actinopteri, Cyprinodontiformes, Cyprinodontidae. Bases 159 to 1529 code for a protein of 456 amino acids. Gene Ontology annotation, biological process: ubiquitin-dependent protein catabolic process via the multivesicular body sorting pathway.